Messenger RNA from Plectropomus leopardus (leopard coralgrouper), 2885 nucleotides. RefSeq names its product Kruppel like factor 9 (gene klf9). Lineage: Eukaryota; Metazoa; Chordata; Actinopteri; Perciformes; Serranidae. Gene Ontology annotation, molecular function: DNA-binding transcription factor activity, RNA polymerase II-specific; RNA polymerase II cis-regulatory region sequence-specific DNA binding. Gene Ontology annotation, biological process: regulation of transcription by RNA polymerase II. The record is from RefSeq and is a predicted model, not a curated record.
AGUUGAGAGAAGUGCUGCUCACAGUAAAAUAGGACAAGUUGACGCAUGUGUGGGAGCUUACAGAAAGGCGGAAUAACCGCAGACACAAUAGGCUUGGUGCAGUUGGUAAACGGUACAGUUUUAUUGAUCCGGAGAAGAAAACAGGAUCUCGGUGAAGACGGGAGGAAGAGAUUCAAACUGCUAUCUGUUUCCUGUGGGGGGGUGUUUAUUUAUCCGCCCUGCAACCUCAACAAGAAAACGCAGCCUUUGCGGAAUAGUCACAUUGAAGACGACACGUGUGGAUGCUUAACCACAUGUUUCCUGGGAGGAUUGCGGUCUAAUUGUUGUCUCCACAUUUUAGAGUUAUUUUGAGUGUAAAGCUCUUAGGUACAUAUUUUCUUCUCUCCUCCUGGAUCUGCUGUAGUGAUGUCAGAGUUUGGUGUCUCUGCAGACUGUGACCCCAGUCGACCACCGGGGCGGACAGAGGACAUGUUGAAAGACAGCCAGGAGAACAGGACUUUACUGAUGGUUGCAAUGAUUUUAUUGGACUUGAACAAAUGCAAUCCAAACGCUGUGAGCUCUGGAGAGAGCAGAUGUCUCGGAGGCAGCGACGUCGGAGCGCAGGAGAUGAAGGAUGAGCGGGGGAGUUUCCGGUUGAACGCCGGGGACAACCGGGGCUCGGUGGCACCCAAACAGCCCCGGAGCAAGAGGGCGGCGGCGAGGCAGGAGUCUCCCGAGAAGAGACACUGCUGUCCUUUCACAGGCUGUGGGAAGAUGUACGGAAAGUCGUCCCACCUCAAAGCCCACCUCAGGGUCCAUACCGGUGAGCGCCCCUUCGAGUGCACCUGGCCAGACUGUGGGAAGAAGUUCUCCAGAUCAGACGAGCUGACGCGUCACUACCGCACACACACAGGCGAAAAGCGCUUCAACUGCCCAUUGUGUGACAAGUGCUUUAUCAGGAGUGACCACCUGACUAAACAUGCCCGGCGACAUGCAGGCUUCCAUCCCAGCAUGCUCCAGGGCUCCAGUGCGGCUAAGAGACGCCGCUGCUCCGUGUCUGUGUCCUCCUCUGACUCUGGAGACCAAAGCCCUGUUGGGGUGUAAGACACACCUGCACCACUGUACAUAUACAGUAUAUACAUAAAGGUACAUGCAAUAGAUACAAAGACAUACACAAACAGACACACCCAUAUGUUUGGUGUGGCACCUUUACGCAAAUCCCUUCAAAUCAAAAAACUCCAUGUCAGACCACUUUUAAAGGUUUUUCUAUGCAUGUAACAGAAACAUACGUUUAAACGUGACUGUAAUCAAAAUAGAACUAGAUGUCUUAUUCCCUGAGGUGGUAUUAAUUGAACGUUAUCCAGGGUCUGUCAAACAGGUUCUAGUUGCCAUUUGUAAUUAUUUUACUAUAUGUUGUGUGAGUUUUUUCCCCCUGCAACCCAAGAGGCAUUCAUGUACAUAUAUAGUUUCCAUUAACACUACAUGUGAUUACAGACUUCAUCUGCAGGUGAAGACAUGAAAAAGGAAUCAUUACUGAGAUAUUCCUAAUGGGUUAAGAAGUUUUGGGAAUAGCCCUUUAGUAAAUAUUAUUGUUUCACAUAAAGACUCAUUUUUGUACAGUUAAUCUUCAAUCCAAGACAAGGCAAAUGUACAGUAUAGCAGUGUUAUCAUGUAAAUAGAUUAAACAGAUUAACUUUCUGAUGAAUGAUAUACUGAGUAGUUAAGUGUUAUUAGAGAGGAAUAAGACAAAGCUAUAAUAUGGAGAAUUGCAGAGCUUGGGUAUUUAAUUUCAUAUAUUUGGCGAUGGACUCAGUAAAUGAGUUAUAAUAUGAGUUUAUAAUUUACAGUUAGUUUCUUGUGUUGAGCAUAAACGUUGUCAUACCUUGAUAAAUUGCAAAUUAUUGUACCUACGUACUUUUGCAGUUCUUUGGCAAGACCAUAGCAAACCUCAUGGGAAAAUACAUGUCGACAUUGCUUUUCGAGGCUCAAAUUAUAUAACUAGUGCAGGAAAACACAACAGGGUAAACCUUUUGAAAGGUUAAGUUGUAGACUUUACUUUUUCACUAUUCAAUGUUGACUGUAAUGAUACACGUUCAGUUUGUAAACUGAUAACAAGGAGGUCUGUGCCUUUUGAAGGGUUUUCUAGCAGAGCGGAAUUUCUACGUUUUCAAUUACCUGAAUGGACAUUGCCAGAUUCUUUAUGUUGAUAUUCAAUGAUUCUUUGAAUAUCAAUGACUGUCUCUAAUGCCAACAGUGCCAGUUGCUGUACAUUGAAACUAACUUUUGUUAACUCUGUAUCUGGACUGCAUUUUAUCAGGGAAUAAUGUUGGUCAUUUAAAUCAAUAUUACACCCUCUGGUGGUAACAUGGAAGCACAACAUUUCUCACAACAAAAAUCACCAAACCUCUUUUUUUAUUUUUUGUGCUAGCAUUAUGAACCAGGCUCUGUUGAUUAGUUUGUGAUCAAUGAAUUCCAUCACGUAGCAUGUUUGUAUUUUUUUGGUGCAAUGUAUUUUUUUAUUUGUCUGGUAAUCUUUUAUAAUAAUACUAAUACAGUAAGAGGUCUUAUUUGUCCACUACAGAAACAUUGAUGUCACUAGUUUUCUUUUUAUACUUGCCACUUUUAACGCAUUAAAACAUCUGGAUAGAGUGUAAAGUUAGGUGUAGUUAACCUCGUAGGACACAGACUUAAUACAUUUGAAAAAGUGAAAUGCUGUUUUUCUUUUCUGGCAUUAAAACAACUGUGAUUAGAUGUUGGUGCCUUUCAAGUCGAAGCCCUUUUACUCCUGAUGCUACUGUACUGUAAUCAGGGACUGUUUACACAGACCCAAUGUUAUUGCAAUAUACAUAGCCGUGUAAUAAUAACCGUGCAAAAGUUUUAACAUUAAAAUUAUUUUUCUUUCUAAA